Molecule: messenger RNA, 918 nt
Organism: Auxenochlorella protothecoides
Lineage: Eukaryota; Viridiplantae; Chlorophyta; Trebouxiophyceae; Chlorellales; Chlorellaceae
Product: Methionine aminopeptidase 1D, chloroplastic/mitochondrial
Exons: 5
Coding region: 1-918 (305 amino acids)
Biological process (GO): proteolysis
Molecular function (GO): metalloaminopeptidase activity
Source: RefSeq, a predicted model, not a curated record
AUGGCCCGCAAGGGCCUCGCUGAGCUCCUGCGCCUGUCAGAACGGGAUGACGGGGCAGGCCUAAAGGGCCGGGCGCCCCUGGCCCCAGGCACCGUCAGCCCCCCACGCCCCGUUCCCCCCCACAUCGUGCGGCCGCCGUAUGUCAGUCGGUCCGGGACUCCGGACUGGGACAGCCGGCCCCAGAUCCAGGAUGCAGAGGGCCUGGUGCGGAUGAGGGCGGCCUGCAACCUGGCGGCGAGGGUGCUGCGCCUGGCGGGCUCGCUGGUGGCCCCCGGGGUCACAACAGAUGAGAUCGAUGCCGCAGUGCACGAGGCCACCAUUGCCGCAGGGGCGUACCCCUCUCCGCUCAGCUACGGAACAUUCCCCAAGAGUGUGUGCACAUCCGUGAACGAGUGCAUCUGCCACGGCAUCCCCGACUCCCGACCUCUGCAAGAAGGGGACAUCCUUAACAUCGACGUCACCGUGUACUUGGAUGGCUACCACGGCGACACCUCCGCCAUGUUCACGGUGGGAGAGGUUGCGCCGGAGGCCCGGGCGCUGUGCGAGGCGACGCACGAGGCGCUGCACGCCGCCAUCGCUUUGUGCGGCCCGGGCGUCCCCUUCAAGGCCUUGGGGGGCGCCAUCCAGGCGGUGGCCGACGCGCAUGGGUUUGGCGUGGUCCGCGGCUUCUGCGGGCACGGCGUGGGCAAGGUCUUCCACUCUUACCCCACCAUCCUGCACUACAAGAACCGGGAGGGCGGCAGGAUGGUCCCGGGGAUGACAUUCACCAUCGAGCCCAUGCUCACCCAGGGCAGCGCCAAGGAGCGGUACUGGAAGGACGGCUGGACGGCCGUGACCACGGACGGCGGGCUGUCGGCGCAGUACGAGCACUCAUUGCACAUAACGCACGAGGGCGUGGAGAUCCUGACACAGCUCUGA